AUGCCCAGCCUUUUAAAAAAUUUUUUUUUCUUUUUCCUAAUAUCCUCUUUCAUAUGCUACACAGCUCAAUGUUAUAGUUCUACCAUUAGUAAAAAAUCAAAUAGUCCUUAUGUGAAUGAUGGAAAAGAAAAAAAAGAAAUUAUAUCAAUUAUUUUUCCCCAUAUUUUCAGCAUUUUCUAUACCAAAUGUAUAAAUUAUGAUUGUACAGAAAUUUCCUCAUUUAGCUGUAAAAAAAAAAAGAUAUACGCUCAUCCUAGUGGCGAUACUAAUGAUGAUCACUACAUUCCCAUUUGCUCUUAUACAAAUAAGCUCAAGGGUAAAGAUAUGUUCCUUUGCAAAUUAUUUAGUGGUAAGCAUAUUAAUUAUGUCGAUUAUUAUAAAAUUGUUCUCUAUAUAAGCUAUCAUAUAAUUACCACUGAUAUAUGUAGAACAAACAUUUUAGUACAAACGAAGCUUCAAGAAUUGCAUACAAGUGGAGGAAGUUGCGUACGGGGGGGAACAAAAAUUCACAGUGGGGUGCUCAACCUGCUGAACACUGCAUCCGGGGGCCUCAAAAAAAGAAUUAACAUAAAAAAGAAAGAAGCAGCGAAGAACGAAACAAUUAAAUAUGUAGAAGUCAACUACGUAGAAGAUAUUUUCUCAAAAGUCAAUCACUCAAAAGUCAAUCACUCAAAAGUCAACCACCCAAAAGUCAACCACUCAAAAGUCAAUCACUCAAAAGUCAAUCACUCAAAAGUCAACCACCCAAAAGUUAACCACCCAAAAGUUAACCACCCAAAAGUCAAUCACUCAAAAGCCAACCACUCAAAAGUCAACCACUCAAAAGUCAACCACUCAAAAGUCAACCACUCAAAAGUCAACCACCCAAAAUCCAAUUACGCGGAAAUAAACUACACCGACGAAGCUGCACGUGAUGAGGGAGCACCCAGAUCCAAUGCAGUUGACUUUCCUCUCUUUUUUUCAUCAAGUUCGCAUAACAUGUGUGAACAUAUAUAUGCAAAAAGGGAAAAACAAUUUAACAUAAGCAAUAUUAUGAAAAAGUAUAUUUCUAUGAAUAUCUAUACUAAUAUGAGCAAUUCAAAAAAAAAGGUAGAGAACAACUUAAGAAAUAAUCUACUUGGCAUUAUAUACGAUAAUUUUUAUAAAAUGUUUGAUACCUCCUUUUUUGCCAUAUCAUCAAACGCUAUAUUUAAUUGUGGUGGUUACGUCUAUCACAAAGGUAUCUAUACCUUUUUUCUAGUUCAUGCUAUUAAUAAUAGAGGAAGAAAGAACAGGAUACUACAGGGAGGAAGGAACCAUCAGCACAAGAAUGUCGGCGUGAAAAAAGGAAAAAGCAGGGAGGAAAAUAAAGGCAAUCAGAUUGAUCAGAAUGCCGCAAAUGCAGCCGAUGGUGCUAACGGUGCUAAUGAUGAGGAACAAGUAGGACAGAAAGAGAAUGAAGGCGAGGGGUUCCAAGAGAAAUCAGAAAUGAGCUACAUGAAAAAUAAUACAAUACAAUAUUUCAAAUGCUUUUUAGAUAAGGCAAGAGAAAAUGUGGAUGGAGAUAGCGAAUUGUCAAGAUGGGUAGACUCCAGUAGUAAAUCAUGUUAUUGUAGUGAAGAGAAUGCCCAGCCAUGUUCAAUAAACGAUAUAAAUGAUUCUAAUUUUGUUAAUCACCUUGUUGGAAAUGAGAUAUGUGAUGGUAAGCAAAGUAAAAAUGCAAAAGAUAUAUUUAUAGUUCUAUCUGAGUAUAACAUAUUGAAAUGUAAGGAAGAAAAUAAAGAAACUGAAAUGAAUAAGAUAACGGAAGAAAAUUUAUAUAAUUAUUGCAAAAAUGGAUUAAAGUUUUGGGAUAACAAACAUCUAUAUGAGUAUAUGAAUUGUGAUAGUGUAAAAAGUAAAGAAGAAAAAAAUAAAAAUAUAUGUAAAGAUAGAUGCGAAGAUAUAAAAUUAUUAUGUAAUGAUAAAAAUGCUCAGUUCUAUUCUUUUGAUGUUUGCAAAAAGUACUAUGAAAUGAAUGCAUUUCAUCAUUUUACCUUUGUUCGUAUUUUCAAAUUUUUUGAUGAUAAUUGUUCAUAUGUAGAUACUCAUAAUAAAGGAUUAGUUUUAUGUAAACACAAAAAUGUGCAGUGUGAAUUUAGUAAUUGGUCUGAAUGGACAACUUGUACUAAAACAUGUAGAGAAAAUAAUUACGAUUCUAGUGCUUUAAAAACAAGAAAAAGAAUUCUACUGAAAAAUUUUUUAUAUGCUGGUAAAUCUUGUAGUCUUGUUGCUAAUGAUAGAAAUAACUUGAUUGACGUUAAUUUUUGUUCCGAAUUACCUUACUGUGAUCAUAACUUAAAUAAUCAAAAUAAAAAAGAUUUUCUCCCACCAUUUGUUAUACCGUUAAAAGAAAUUGAAAAGGCAAAUACAAUGAAAGAGUUGGAUGAUGAUGAUAAUGAUUUAAUAAAUGAAAAUGUACUUAACAACGACACUGACUUGCUAAUAGAUUGUAAAGUAACUGAUAUGUAUAAUUAUGAAAACGCUCAAAGGUAUAAUGAAAAAAUUAGAGCAUGUUCUUGCCCUGCUAAUGAAACACCAUGCUAUUUUAAAGAUAUUUACAACUCAAACAAAUGGAAAAACUCUUUUGAUAAAUUAUGUAAUUCUAAUCCUAACAUAAAUAUAGUUACGGCAGAUUUUAUUACCAUAGAUUGUAACAUGCUAAUUAGUUUAAAAAAAAAAGAAAUUGCUAUCAACACUUACUUGGCUAUGACUUUUGACUGUCAUUCGACUUUGUUUCAGUAUCUCUUCUGUUCCAAAAUACGUAAUUCCGCAAGAACGAAUUUUAUAUACAUAACUGUUACAUUUAUCUUAGGAGCUAUUGCAGCUAUAUAUAUUCUCUUCCUAAUUUUUAGUGAAAGCGAAAAGUGCAAAGCCCUCAUACCUAGGUUCAACCGAAGGGAAAAACAUCAUUCUGACAGCUCCUCCGAUGAGGAUACCGAAAAUGAGGACGAACAAAAGCUGCAUAAAGAGGAGCAGCCACUACACAAAGGGGAGUAG
Plasmodium malariae is the source of this 3018-nucleotide messenger RNA. RefSeq names its product conserved Plasmodium protein, unknown function. The transcript has a single exon. The coding region runs from base 1 to 3018 and encodes 1005 amino acids. The record is from RefSeq and is a predicted model, not a curated record. NCBI's taxonomy places the organism in Eukaryota, Apicomplexa, Aconoidasida, Haemosporida, Plasmodiidae.